AGCACCCAGGCCGCCGCGGCCCCCGCAAACUACGCCCAGGCUCGGCCCACGCCGCUCAUUGGCGCGGGCCGGAGCCAGAGCACCCAGACCCUGCGCUGCCCUCGGCCGGCCGGGUGCGGAGCCCCAGCUGCGGAGGCCGACGGCACCUGGCCCUGAGAGCCUCGACGCCUGACCCCCGCGCUUCCUCGGCCAGGCCCGGCGGGCGGGAGCCGGGCCGAGCGAGCAGGAGCGGCCAGUAGCCCGCCGCCUGGCGCCCCCGGCCCAGCGCCCCCACCGCCACUGCCUCAAGGCCACUCGCUCUCCGCAGGUGGCCGUAGACCCUAGCGGCAUGGCCAUGGGCCGAAGGGUGCGCGUGUUGCUGCUGCUGGGCCUGCUGCACUGGGUCGGGGGCAGCGAGGGCAAGAAGACCUGGCGGCGCCGCGGUCAGCAGCCACCUCCACAACCCCCGCAGCGGGCCGAGGCGGCGCCGGCGGCCGGACAGCCGGUGGAGAGCUUCCCGCUGGACUUCACAGCCGUGGAGGGCAACAUGGACAGCUUCAUGGCGCAGGUUAAAAGCCUAGCGCAGUCUCUGUACCCGUGCUCUGCGCAGCAGCUCAACGAGGACCUGCGCUUGCACCUCCUGCUCAACACGUCGGUGACCUGCAAUGACGGCAGCCCAGCCGGCUACUACCUGAAGGAGUCCAAGGGCAGUCGGCGGUGGCUGCUCUUUCUAGAAGGUGGUUGGUACUGCUUCAACCGGGAGAACUGCGACUCCAGAUACGACACCAUGCGGCGCCUAAUGAGCUCCAAAGAUUGGCCACGCACUCGCACAGGCACCGGCAUCCUGUCCUCGCAGCCAGAGGAGAACCCCCACUGGUGGAAUGCGAACAUGGUUUUCAUCCCCUACUGCUCCAGUGACGUUUGGAGUGGGGCUUCAUCUAAGUCUGAGAAGAAUGAGUAUGCCUUCAUGGGUGCCCUCAUCAUCCAGGAGGUGGUGCGGGAGCUCCUGGGCAGAGGGCUGAGCGGGGCCAAGGUGCUGCUGCUGGCCGGGAGCAGUGCUGGGGGCACAGGGGUGCUACUAAAUGUGGACCGUGUGGCUGAGCAGCUGGCGGAGCUGGGCUACCCAGCCAUCCAGGUACGGGGCCUGGCGGACUCAGGCUGGUUUCUGGACAACAAGCAGUACCGCGGCACAGACUGCCUGGACACCGUCACUUGUGCACCCACGGAGGCCAUCCGCCGGGGCAUCAGGUACUGGAACGGUUUGGUCCCGGAGCGCUGCCGGCGCCAGUUCCGGGAGGGUGAGGAGUGGAACUGCUUCUUUGGCUACAAAGUCUACCCGACUCUGCGCUGUCCUGUGUUUGUGGUGCAGUGGCUGUUUGACGAGGCCCAGCUGACUGUGGACAACGUGCACCUCACAGGGCAACCAGUGCAGGAGGGCCAGUGGCUGUACAUCCAAAAUGUGGGCCGUGAGCUGCGUGAUACACUCAGAGACGUGCCGGCCAGCUUUGCCCCGGCCUGCCUCUCCCAUGAGAUCAUCAUCCGGAGCCACUGGACAGAUGUCCAGGUGAAGGGUACCUCGCUUCCCCGUGCGCUUCAUUGCUGGGACAGGAGCCUCCAAGACAGCCACAAGGCCAGCAGAACCCCCCUGAAGGGCUGCCCCGUCCACCUGGUGGACAGCUGCCCAUGGCCCCACUGCAACCCCUCGUGCCCCACCAUCCGGGACCAAUUCACCGGGCAGGAGAUGAAUGUGGCCCAGUUCCUCAUGCAUAUGGGCUUUGAUGUGCAGACAGUCGCCCAGCAGCAGGGCCUGGAGCCCAGCAAGCUGCUAGGGAUGCUGAGCAGCGGGACCUAAGGGGCCUCCUAGAGGAGGAGCCACACCUCCCCCACCUCCGCCCCACCAGUAGGCCCGGUUGUCUCCCCAGCCGACCAGCCCAACCACACCCCAGCCUUCCCUGUUCCUCUUGCCCUGCCUUCAGGAGGCCUGAGGUGGGGACCUGCUGUCAACCUAGGUGUGGCCUGCGGGUCUUUCUCAGCCCCACCUGCUCCCCUGAGCCUCCAGUGGUGGUGGGGAGCCAGGAGCGAAGCACUGAAUCCUCCCCCCACAGACUCCCCCAUCCCUGCCCCAGCAGAUCAGGCCCUUUUGUAUUAUUUUAUAAAAUGACUUUUUUUAUUACUUUAAAUUUUUAAAAAAAUGAACAUGAGCAAGAAUUAUAUGAUGAAUGAUACUGUUUUGUAACAUAUUUUUUAUAAUAAUAAAAAACAGACAACCAAAGAA
Molecule: messenger RNA, 2254 nt
Organism: Otolemur garnettii (small-eared galago)
Lineage: Eukaryota; Metazoa; Chordata; Mammalia; Primates; Galagidae
Gene: NOTUM
Product: notum, palmitoleoyl-protein carboxylesterase
Exons: 11
Coding region: 329-1831 (500 amino acids)
Molecular function (GO): hydrolase activity
Source: RefSeq, a predicted model, not a curated record